AUGCUCCCGCUCAUGCGUCUUCUGGGGUCCACGCUUGUUGCUGCUGCUUUGAUCUCGCGUGGAGCAGCGUCAUCUUCUGAUGCUGUCUUGCAUCCCCACGAGGCAAGGAGUGUCGCUCCGCUUGGGUUUACACACGUCGGCCCAGCUGCGCCCGAACAGACUCUUCAGCUGCGCUUUGCGUUGAAGCAGAGCGAUCCUCAAGGCCUAAUCGACGCGCUGUACAGGGUGAGCGACCCGGCGAGCGCGUCGUACGGCAAGUACUUAUCGAAGGAGGAGAAUCUCACAGGGACGACUAUCUCGUCUUCCGGCGACUGGGUCAGCGCGGGAAGCCCGACCGUCGCGCAGGCGAACGCCCUCUUCAACGCAAAUUUUACAGUGUUCAAGGACGAGGACGGUGCGGAAGUGAUCCGGACACUCUCGUACUCGCUUCCCGCUGAGCUACAGGGCCACGUCGACCUGGUUCACCCUACGAUCUCCUUCCCCGACUCGGCUUCGAAUGUUCAACCCAAUUCGAAGAAGCGCGCGCUCUACACUUCUCACGACCAUUCGCGACGAAAUGCCCCCCCUGCGUGCUCUAAUGGUACAAGUCCCGCUUGCUUACAAGCACUGUAUCAAAUCCCCGCGACGCCCAACGUCAAUCCCACCAACCGCAUCGGUGUGACUGGCUUCUACGGCAACGAAGCUCACUUCGCCUACCUGGAGACAUUCUUGGAAACAUAUUGUCCGGAUAUGGAUCCGAAGACCAAUUUCACUGUCGUAGGCGUCGACGGCGGUUCGGACGAACAAAACCCGUACUCCGUCCUUGAAGGCGAUCUCGACAUCCGAAACACAGUCGGUGUGGCCACGGACGUCCCUGUCAUCGAGUACUUCGUGGGCGGGAAUACUACAGACGGGGUGAACGGCUGGCUAGACGUGGCCGUAUUCCUCGCGAACCUCGAGGACCCGCCGCAAGUGCUCACGACGAGCUAUGUUCACCAAGAGACGACAUGGGCAUUCUCCAUCACAGACAAGGUCUGCCAAUCUUACGCCGCGCUCGGGGCCCGCGGCGUGACGGUGCUCUACGCGUCAGGCGACGGAGGCCCUGGCUGUUCGCCCGACAACAUCACGAACUUCGAGGCCAACUUCCCCGCCUCGUGCCCCUUCCUCACCGCCGUCGGCGGCACGCAGAACUACGCCCCCGAAGAAGGCUGGGUGCACUCGUCCGGCGGCUUCUCGUCAAUAUACGCCCGCCCCCCCUACCAAGACGCCUUCGUGCCCGCCUACCUCGCGAAGCUCGGCUCCGCCAACGCGGGGCGGUUCAACGCCUCCGGCCGCGACAUCCCCGACAUCGCCGCCGCGGCGACGGACUUCCCCGUGUACGCCGCCGGCGUCUUCUUCUCCGCGAGCGGGACGAGCACGGCGACGCCGGCCGUGGCGGACAUCGUCGCGCUCCUCAACGACCGCCUCAUCUCGGCGGGCCGGCCCACGCUCGGCUUCCUGAACCCGUGGCUGUACUCGGUGGGGUACGAGGCGUUCACGGACAUCACCGCGGGCAACAGCUCGGUCCAGCGCGGGUCCGACAAUGACGGCCCGCCGCGGGGGUUCAAUGCGACGCACGGCUGGGAUCCGGUGACCGGUCUCGGUACUCCGAACUUUGACAAGCUCCUCCACAUCUUAGGGCUGGUGAGAUAG
Dichomitus squalens LYAD-421 SS1 is the source of this 1671-nucleotide messenger RNA. Its product is annotated as family S53 protease-like protein. Bases 1 to 1671 code for a protein of 556 amino acids. Lineage: Eukaryota; Fungi; Basidiomycota; Agaricomycetes; Polyporales; Polyporaceae. Gene Ontology annotation, biological process: proteolysis. Gene Ontology annotation, molecular function: serine-type endopeptidase activity; tripeptidyl-peptidase activity. The record is from RefSeq and is a predicted model, not a curated record. The transcript has 8 exons.